This is a messenger RNA of Dimorphilus gyrociliatus, 1368 nucleotides long. The record is from the annotation of a GenBank genome assembly. NCBI's taxonomy places the organism in Eukaryota, Metazoa, Annelida, Polychaeta, Dinophilidae.
AAGAUUUCUUCCUUAAAGGAUUGAAGAGAAAUGGCAAGAGUUUUAAUCUAUUUCUUAAUAUCCUAUCUUCUGAAUGUAGUAGAUUCAAACUGCUCGGAAGGUUGUCUUCCAAAUUUUUCUUGUAACCCAUACGAUAACAAAUGCUACGAGAAUCCAACGCCAAGUACAAGGCCAUCAGUAUGGUUGGGUGAAGCUCCAGACAAAUGUGACAGAACGGAAAAGCAUUGUGAAUUGUUUGGCUUAAACUAUGAUUCCUCUCAUCCGAAAGGUGAUGGGGAAUUUUGUAGAAACGGUACAAAAGUGAGAUGCUUAGUUCAGGAGAACAUCGAUCUGGAAACCACGCCAUCAAAUGAAUUUCGUUAUGUGACAUAUAACAUCUUUGAAAGGGAUUUUGCUAUAACUUACGAUGGUCAACGAGAAAGAUCAUGUCGUAUAAUUUACUGGAUGAUUAGAAAUCAUCCAAAUAUAGAUGCAUUUUCAUUCCAAGAGACUUUUAUGGGCGGCUGCUUUUCAGACGAUAAUCUAACUUUAAGGGAUAUGUUAACCUAUUAUGGUUUUGAAUAUUAUACGCAAACAAUUGAAUCCGAUUCUCAACCAUCGAAUGGAGGAAUAUUUAUUGCUUCGAGAUGGCCAAUAGCCUUUAAUUCAAGUUAUGUGUAUACUAAUUACAAACCAGACUCUUGGGAUUCUUUCGCCGCUAAAGGAAUUGUCUAUGCAAAAGUUAUUAAAACUGUUAACCAAAAGGCUGAAAUAUAUCAUUUGGGUGGUACGCAUUUACAGUCUGGUAAGCCAAAAACUUAUCAAAGUCAACAAUGUAAAGAAAUAGCUGAAUUUUUUGGAAAUUUAAGUAUACCUGAAACAGAGGCUGUUCUCAUUGGAGGUGAUUUUAACCUGAAUCAAUUAUUAUCAAACGAUACAGAGGAAACUGAGAAUUUGAUCAAGUGUAUGGAAUAUUUAAAUGCUAACAUUCCAGUAAAUACUGGACCACUAAACGCAACUACCGAUCCUACUACUAAUGAUCUAUUGCAAAUUUUAAAACCUAAUAAAACCAAAAAGAAUUGGAUAGAUUAUGUUCUUCCAAGUAUAUCCUUUAAAAAACCAAUUGAAUCAAGUCAAACAGUUCUUCAACCGAAAGCUAGUGAAAAGUUUCCCAUAUGCUUAUGUGAAAGAUGCAUUCCGUUGGACGACUACAUUUACCCGGAUGACCCUGAAUGCGGGAGAGUUGUAAAAAUAAGUCAUCUUGCGGAUCAUUAUCCCGUUCUUGGUAAAUUUGUAUUUCAAUAAAUAAAAACUAACGCUUUAAAUAAUCUAUUUAGAUGUAAAAACAAAACGCAUUUUUCAUGGUAAAAUAAACAUUUUACGUCAUAA